GUUUACCUGUCGACAUAGUGACGUUCACCGGUGAACAUUCACUGACUUUUGUGAACGUUCGGCGACUGGAUGAACACUGAUGGUGACCAUCAGGCUCGUAGCAACAUCUCGUCACCUUCGGGAUCCGAUCAAUAAUUGAACUUUCAUGUAAAUUGGGCCAAGCCAACGUUGAACUAACAUUAAUAUGUAAAUCUUUCAGUUUCGCUUUACACUGCUCUACAGACCCCAGAGUCUACAGUGCAAGUUAAGCACGUCAUGGGUGUGGUUCGUGGUAUCAGCAGGCCUAUCCUUGUCAACGACUGGACGUCUUCAAUAGGCAGCGAUGAUGAUAUGGUUGAUGGCUAUGACUCCCCUUUAACGGACCUGGAAGACAGUAGCGAGUAUAGCAGCCCGGAGGAGACGUUCAGUGAAUCAAGCGGUAGUGAAUAUGGCGGAGAGACAUAUAAGAAACAACCCGCACAAAAACGCCCCAGGACAGCUAAAGCGCUCGAUACUGGUAUGGCACCAGCACCAAAAGGUCCUGGCAGAAGAAAGAAAACGCUUAGUCUCAUUGUCAUUAUGCCGAUUGACAUUCUUCUCGAGAUCUUUGGUCUUUUGGAACCGGCAGAUCUUUUAUAUCUGUCACGCACAAGUAAAGCUUUUCGGAAGAUUCUCUUAUCUAACAGUGCAGUUUCGGUCUGGAAAGCUGCCCGCGUCAAUCGUGACGAUGUUCCUGACUGCAUGCCUGGCAUGUCUGAGGUCACAUGGGCUAACCUGUUAUUUGGUGGUUCUCAGUGUUAUGUGUGUGGCACCAAGGGAAUUACGAGAAUAGACUUUGGUAUCAGGCGCAGAGUAUGUACCUCGUGCCUCAAGAAGAACUUGGUCUACAAGCCUAACUUUUCUUCGAAAUUUCCUGACUUUGAUCCAAUUAUCAUGGAUUUAAUACCAUUCACUAACACCGGUGGAUGGGCUCAUGGUCACGCCAGCACAAGCAAGUUUUUUUGGUCGGACGACGUACUGAAAAUGGCAGCUCAGUUGGGGAUGUACCAGAAGGAUGUGCACAUGUUCAAACCAGGCGCCAAGAAAAGGCUGGAAGACUUCAAGCAAUCACGCAAGAGAUAUGUUGACUCUGUUGUUGAUCAUGCUGCGGUGUGUAAUGCUUGGGUCGAUGAGGAACGCGAACGUCAUCUAUUGACGGUCACCGAGCUUCGCAGCCAAAAUAAAGAGUUGAUUAAAGCUAGAUUAGUUCAACUCGGUCACGGUGCUAAUGAUGUGGCGCGCAUGCUCUGUCAUCGUGAAUAUGCCAUGGACAAGGAACUUACCAAUGCACGGUGGAAGCGCUUGCUCCCAAGAAUCGAGCGUAAUCUUUCUGAAUUGAAGGAAGAGCAGCGUCUCGAGGAUCAAAGAAGUGCAUCGUUUGAACGGAAGAGACACCUGUUGGAAACGUAUGACAACUACGUGCGGCAGUUGCGAACUCUCAUACCUCCUUCCGAAUCCUUCUUGAAGCUCUACGAUGUCGCAGAAUUUAUCAACAGUCCGCCUGUGGAACGAGAAAGCGAGAUUGGUGCUUGUCGUGCUUUUGUGGUCAAAUUGCCCGAAUUGUGUACCAGGUAUAUCCAUCAAACAAAGCUCGCACUGACAAAACUCCUUGGCCCCUCUACUGGUGUAUCGCAAGAUACCCUAGCGCGACGAAAUCAGGGUAUCAACGUCCCUGACGAGACCUUACUGCAACUAGCCACUUCUAUCUUCCAAUGCAUUUCAUCGCGUCCCUUCCCCCUGAUCACAUGGGACAAAGUGCAGUAUCACAGAUGCCCUUCUAGCCUAUUUUACGCGGGGUCGAUGGGGAUAGACGCUUGCACAUUUUCUCUCUCUCAAUCUGGGAUUACUGCCGCCCGCUCUUUGUUAAGCUUAGUCGACCUUGACGCCAAAACUACGACUGCAACCACAAUGGAUCAACUCCAGUAUCACUUUUUUUGCUCCAACUGUCCACCCAAGCUAGAGAACGGAGGAUCCUACCGGAUGGCGAUGGACUGGCGUCGGAGUGUCAUCCAUUACGUUGAGGAAUCACACUCGGAGCCUCGUUGGGAGCUCUUGAGUGCUGAGCAACUUAAAGUGAUCCACGGCUCGCAUCCUCCCGAAUAUCCCAGGGCUACUGAUCCAGUGUGGUACUGUAACGGGUGCGAUAGGCAUAACGGAAAACCAGUUGACAAGGCUGCUGUCAUUGAUCAUUUACGAUGGGAUGGAAUCGCCGCUCCGAUCCAAGGAGUCGACUUUAAGUAUGACAUGGCCCCUGUCGAGCUACCGCCACAAGGAACGAAGUUCUUCAUUACCCCCCUCAGCUGCCCAAAAAGCCGACAAAAGACUAUCGUUGCAAACGCUGCAAUAGCUCACCGAAUUUCAGGAGUUUCAUGUUGGAAAGUGUCAGGCAGCACAUCAAACACAAGCACAAAGUCGACUCCCCACUUGAAGGGACAGACUUCUGUAAAAUCAAGUAAUGACAUCUCGUCGCUCCGCAACCUCCAUCUUUCGUUCCAUAUGCUCGUCAACACAUUUUGGUCACGUACACUAUUUGCAUCACCAGUCCUAAUUUCUACGUACUCCGGACUUUCGUCUACUGUCAAAUGAAUGAGAAUCGUUGAAUGCUGAAACGACAAUCCAUUAAGUACGUCGUAUACG
Suillus subaureus is the source of this 2655-nucleotide messenger RNA. RefSeq lists its product as uncharacterized. The transcript is spliced from 12 exons. The record is from RefSeq and is a predicted model, not a curated record. The coding region runs from base 256 to 2604 and encodes 782 amino acids. Gene Ontology annotation, molecular function: protein binding. Lineage: Eukaryota; Fungi; Basidiomycota; Agaricomycetes; Boletales; Suillaceae.